AUGAAUGAUAACAAAAAUCAAAGUCAAUUAUAUGAAUAUAUUUCAUUUGGUUAUGAAAAACCAAUAUACCUCGCAAAUAUAUCUGGAACUCAUUAUGAGAUGGGUUAUGUAUAUGGAGCAUUCUUUUCAAAUGCAAUCUUGGAAACCUAUCAAAAUUUAAUGGACUCUCUUUUACCAAAUCGAGAACAUCAAGAUCUAUUUGCUCUGUUCUUGGAUUGGCAAUUUAAAGAUUAUCUUUCAAAACAACUUCCAUCCGAAUAUGUUGAUGAAAUGAAUGGAAUCAAAGAUGGUGCUAAUCAAGUAGGUCAAAUUCCAGAUUCAGAUAUUUAUGUAGCUCGUAUAAUGGCAAUUGCAAAUUUACCAGGUGAUGUUUUUACAAAUAUAGAAUAUUUGCUUGAAAAUGAAUUUGGUACAUUACUAGAAUUUGCCUUUAAAAAAGAUUGGAAAGAUAUUAUUUCAAGUGAAAAGAUCACACAAGUUAUGAAAUCAUUGAAAUCCUCAAAUUUACAAGGAUGGCAAUGUUCACAUUUUAGUGUAUUUGGUAAUAGAACUGUUAAUGGUGAUGUUUUUAAUGGUAGAAAUCUUGAUUGGUUCCCUGAUACUGGUAUCGCUCAAUAUAAAGUAUUGGUUGUAUAUCAUCCAAUAGAUCAGAAUGGUGUUGCUAAAUACUCUCAUGUUAGUGUUGGUUUCGCUGGUAUGUUGGGUGUACUCACUGGUAUAAGUGAGCAUGGUAUUUUCGUUGCAGAGUCUGGUAGUGAUAGUAAACUGGUUACAUUUGAUGGAUUCGCUUGGACUGUUAGAUUGAGAUACAUCAUGGAGAACGCUGCAAACAUUGAAGAAGCUCUCAAUUUAUGGGCUGCCACAAACAACACAUUCGGUAUGAAUCAUAUGAUAUCAUCUGCUUUUGAAGUUGAUAGUGUAGAGCAUCCAGCAUUUGCAUUGGAGACAAUGAAAGGUUACACUGCAUACUUCCCAGAUAACGAUCCAGCUGAACAAUUCUACUAUGAAAACACCGAUAUUCAAAUGGGAUACCCAAUUAAACAGGCAGUCUAUAGAACUAAUCAUGGUUAUGACCCAUAUAUUCGUAAGGAGCAAGCAUAUGCACCAAAACCUACUGACGAUACUAUGGUAAGAUACUUCCUAUUCCACGAUAAUUUCGAGUAUUACCAACAAACAAAAACGAAUGCUAUCGAUGAUUUGGAAGCAGUAAAUAUUACUUCUAUCUUGGGAACCAAAAAUACUACUGAUUUCUACAGUUGUGAACGAGCAUGGAAUGGUGGAAAUGUAGUAUCAGCCACAUUUCAUGCACAAACCUCAACAAUGUAUAUUGCCUAUGAAGAAGGAUUUGGCAGACAGAGAAUAUGUGCAUGUUGUAAUGUUUAUGUAAAGAUAGAUUUAGCACUAUUUUUGUCAAAACAAUACUGGCUCUUGCUUGUAACAAUAAAUCGAAAAAAAUAA
Molecule: messenger RNA, 1458 nt
Organism: Heterostelium album PN500
Lineage: Eukaryota; Evosea; Eumycetozoa; Acytosteliales; Acytosteliaceae
Exons: 4
Coding region: 1-1458 (485 amino acids)
Source: RefSeq, a predicted model, not a curated record